AUGCGUCAUGCCCUUCGAGCCAAAAACAAGCUCGAUUUCAUAAAUGGCUCCCUCUCACAACCCACUGAUCCAGACAACCCAUUACUUGACCUCUGGGAGUGUUGCAAUGAUAUGGUUGUUUCCUGGAUCCAAAAUUCCAUCAAUCCCUCUCUCAAAUCUAGUGUUAUUUUUGUUGAUAAUGCUCGGGAUAUAUGGGUGGACCUUCAAGAGCCUUUUUCUCAGCAGAAUGGACCCAGAAUUUUCCAACUUAAAAUGGCUUUAGCUGCCCUUUCCCAAGACCAUGAUUCAGUGAGUAUCUAUUAUGGAAAACUGAAAUCACUUUGGGAUGAACUUGCUAUAUACGACCCUAUCCCAGUCUGUAAUUGUGGCACUAUGAAAAUCCUCCUGGACAGAUAUCAACGUGAUUCUGUUCUCCAAUUUUUAAUGGGCUUGCAUGAUUCCUACUCCUCUAUCCGUGACUAG
Juglans microcarpa x Juglans regia is the source of this 462-nucleotide messenger RNA. RefSeq lists its product as uncharacterized. The transcript has a single exon. The record is from RefSeq and is a predicted model, not a curated record. Bases 1 to 462 code for a protein of 153 amino acids. NCBI's taxonomy places the organism in Eukaryota, Viridiplantae, Streptophyta, Magnoliopsida, Fagales, Juglandaceae.